UGGAAAUUUACGUUAACCUGGAACGGAGACGAGAAAGUGGAAAAGAUCAUUUUUUCACUGCGUUUUUGGAGGAAAAAAAAGACAAUUACUUUAAAGAGAUACAAGAACACACCUCCAUCUGCCCUGUGAUGGAUAGAAUAUAGUGCAAACGUGCGUAUGACUGUUUCGUAUUUCUCUCUACAGCGGAAAAGGAAUUGCUAAGAAUACUUCAUACAAACUGGAUUUUAUUUUCCUAACGGGACGCACGCAUUAGGAGUUGGAGUUGGGGCAAAUGAAUGCUUAGAAGGAAUCAUUUGACCCAAAGGCAGUGUCUAAGGGUUGGGGGAAGACUAUGUUGGAUCCGUUGCGGAAAGAAGGGAGCUGGACGAAAAAGAUGUUGUUGCUGCUGUACAUGGCCCUGGAACUUAUGACUGCUCACUCGUCGGUUCUCCUGGGAACUCUGGAGCUCCAGCUAGAUGAGGAACAGCCUGCAGGCACCAUCGUGGGCGAUAUCACUGCUGGCCUGCCCCCUGGUGUCACAGCCUCCCAGUACUUUAUUUCUGACCACCAGGGUACUGGUGUGGGCAGCGACCUCCAUAUAGACGAGAAAACUGGCAUCAUCAAGACUGCCAAGGUCCUGGACCAUGAAGUGAGAGACCGCUACAGUUUCAUUGCUGUCACCAUGACUGGUGUGACUAUGGAGGUGAUCAUCACAGUGAAUGACAUCAAUGACCACGCACCGACAUUUCCCAGGCAAAGAACCACCUUCAAAAUUCCUGAGCAAACUGCUAUUGGCACACGGUUUCCCCUGGAUUCUGCCACCGAUGCAGACAAGGACCAGCUGACAACACAGGGUUACCUCAUCAAAGAUGGAAAUGAGGGGCAGAAGUUCCUUCUGCAGACCAAGAGGGGAAGCAACAAAGGUCUUUCCUUGGAUCUUGUGGUUAAUGGCAUCUUGGACAGAGAACAAAAAUCAUCUUAUACUUUGCUCCUCGAAGCCUUUGAUGGUGGGUCUCCAAAGAAGACUGGACAAAUGAUCCUUGACAUUAUUGUGCAGGACAUAAAUGACAAUGCUCCAGUUUUUAACCAGAGCCGCUACCAUGCUGUCAUCAUGGAGAACAUGCAACCUGGCAACAGCAUCCUGCAAGUGUUUGCUAAUGAUGCUGAUGAAGGGGACAAUGGCCUGGUUUUAUAUGAGAUCAACAGGAGGCAGAGCGACCCUGACCGCUAUUUCUCUAUUGAUCCACACUCUGGUGUGAUCACACUCAGCAAGCCCCUGGAUUACGAAAUGCGCAAAGUCCAUGAGCUGGUGGUGCAGGCCAGGGACAACGCCAGCCAGCCAGAGGUCACUAACACUUUUGUCACUAUCCAUGUCCGUGACUACAAUGACAACCAGCCCACCAUGACCAUCAUCUUCCUCAGUGAGGAUGGCUCUCCUCAAAUCUCAGAGGGAGCACAGCCAGGCCAGUUUGUGGCUCGGAUUUCUGUUUCCGAUCCCGAUUAUGGCGAGUAUUCCAAUGUCAAUGUUUCCCUGGAGGGUGGGGAUGGCAAGUUUGCCCUGACCACCAAAGACAACAUCAUUUACCUUAUCUGUGUGGACCAGAUCUUGGACCGAGAGGAAAGGGACUCCUAUGAGCUGCGAGUCAUGGCCACAGACUCUGGCACGCCGCCUCUCCAGGCAGAGUCUUCGUUCACUAUCCAGGUCACUGACGUCAAUGACAAUCCGCCACUCUUUGAGCAGCAGGUGUACACACAGGCCAUACCAGAGGUGGUUUUCCCUGGGAGUUUUGUGCUGCAAGUCACAGCCAGGGACAAAGAUCAAGGGCCCAAUGGUGACAUCCACUACAGCAUUCUUCAAGAUUAUGGGACUCACUCGAACUGGUUCACAAUUGACUCGGCCACGGGGAUAAUCACCACUGCAACACAGCUGGAUUACGAGACUGAUCCUAAACCCAGUCUAAUCGUGGUGGCUUCCGAUGGGGGGCAACCACCUCUGUCCUCCACAGCUGUGGUGAACAUCAUACUGCAGGAUAUAAAUGACAAUGAGCCUGUUUUUGGAAGGAGCUUCUAUGAAGUGUCCAUCAACGAAAACACUCCAGCAGGAACCUGCUUCUUGGAGGUUACAGCUACGGAUGCUGACAGCGGCUCGUUCGGGACAGUGACCUAUUCCAUCGGCUCCGGCAUCGGGAGCUCAGCUCCCGUCCAGUUCACUGUCGGCAAGGAGACGGGCCAGAUCUGUACCGUCGUGGCUCUCGACCGGGACCAGGGCCCUUCCAGCUAUGACUUCACUGUCACCGCAGUGGAUGGGGGUGGCCUAAACUCCAUGGCCUACGUGAAGGUGUCCCUAGUGGACAUCAACGACAACAGGCCGUACUUCUACCCUCUGCAGUACGCAGUCAGCCUCAGCUCACAGAGUGUCCCUGGCACCUCCGUCAUCCGUGUGAUGGCUCAUGACCCUGACGCGGGGGACAAUGGCAAGGUGACCUACCACAUUGUCCCAGGAAGAGGCUCCGCCUACUUCACCCUAAACAAAGACACAGGUGUGAUCUCGCUGUCUCGCUCCCUUCACGGCAAGGCCAACUCCAUCAUCUCCAUGGUGAUCGCCGCUCAGGAUGGCGGCGGGUUGGCCGUGCCCGAGAGUGCCCGCGUCAACAUCAGCGUGGUGGCCGGCUCAGUGGCGCCUCCCAUGUUUGAGCGGGCGCAGUAUCGCUUCACCGUACCUGAGGAUGCGCCGCGUGGGACCGAAGUGGGCGGCGUGCGAGCCGGCGGCUCCGUCGGAGCCUCCCAGGGCAUGACCUACUCCAUCUGCUCGGGAGACCCAGAAGGCUACUUCGUGGUGGACUGGGAGACGGGCGUCCUGCGGACCAACAAGCCCCUGGACCACGAGGCGCGGCCAUCGCUGGAACUGGAGGUGCAGGCGAGCAGCGGAUCCCCGCCGGCCUUUGGCCAAACACGUGUACUCAUCACCGUGGCUGACGUCAAUGACAACGCACCCAGCUUCCAGCCCUCGUCCUCCGAAUCGUUGCUGCUGCCCGAAGCCACGCCCUUGGGCUCCGUGGUGUACCGUGUGCGGGCCCACGAUCCUGACUCGGGCCCCAACGGGAAGCUCACCUUCGACCUGGCCCCCAGCAGCGCCUUGCGCACCUUCAGCAUGGGCCGCCAGAGAGGGGAGAUUCGCCUGGUGGGGCCAUUGUCAUACGAAAGUGUGCCACGUUACGACCUGCUGGUGACGGCACGGGACGAAGGGGCACCCCAGCUAAGUGCCAUCUUCACAUUGGUCGUGCACGUCCAGGCUGAGAACCACCAGGGCCCCGUGUUUGAUGCACUCACCUACCGCGUGGAGCUGAAAGAGGGUACGGCCCUCAACACGCACUUCCUGCAGGUACGGGCUCUCAGCCGGGAGGCCGCCGGGCCGGCCGCACCCCUAGCGUACCAUCUCCGGCCCGACGGCGACGCGGCAGGAUUCGGCAUCGCCCCCGACAGCGGCUGGCUCUUCGUGAAGAGUGCCCUGGACCGUGAGACCAAGGAUCUGUACUUCCUAACGGUUCUGGCGACCUCGGGCAAUGGGCAGCUCAAGAAGACGGGCAGCGCCACUGUGCGGGUGUCCGUGAUGGACGAGAACGACAACGCACCCCGGCUGGCCCACGACAUGUCCUUCCUCGCCGUGCGGGAGAACCUUUCCCCUGGCACUGGCUUCGGCCGGGUUCUGGCCACCGACCGGGAUGCGGGCCUCAAUGGCCGGCUCACUUACCGCAUCCUGCACGCGGAGCGCAACUUCCAGAUUAACUCGCAGACUGGGGAAAUCAGCACCAGGGUGACACUGGACCGCGAGCAGCAGUCGAGUCACCAGUUGAUGGUACUGGUGCAGGACGGGGGCAUGCCAGCCCGAAGCACCACGGGCACUGUCCACAUCAGCGUGCUGGACGAGAACGACAACGCCCCCAGCUUCUCCCACGCCCAGCCCGGGAUAGGCCUCCUCAUGCAGGUGAUGGAGGUGCAGCCCCCCGGGUCCCUGCUGGGCACAGUGCAGGCAACAGACUCCGACGAGGGCGAGAACGGCACCAUCAUCUACUCCCUGUCAGGUCCCAGGGCAGAACGUUUCACCCUCAACCCCACCACCGGCGAGCUGCGCUCGGCCUCCCCCCUGAGCCAGUCUGACUGUGCUGAGUACAGCUUCACGGUGACGGCCUCGGACCGGGGCCUGGCCCCCCGCAGUGCUUCCACCGCAUUGCUUAUCCAGGUCCUCAGCUCUAGCAGAAACACCGCAAAACCCAAUUCUCUGUCCAUGAGCCUUAACUUCAUGGAGGGCCUGAAACCAGGCUCCGUGGUUGGCUCUCUCCGGUCAUCUGAUCAGCAGAAUGUUCCCGAAUCAGGGCAGGUGACCUACACUGUGGUGAGCGGCACCGAUCGGGAUGGGACGUUUGUGGUGGACCGCCUGACUGGUGACGUGUACCUGGCCCGGGAACUGGACUAUGAGCGGGGUUCCCGCUAUACACUCCAGGUGGAGGUAGACAACUUCUCACAAGCUUAUCCUAGCAGCCACAUGGUCCACCUGGACAUUGAGGUGCAGGACAGCAACGACCACACUCCGCGAUUCCCUGAGGACCUCGUCACCAUCGUCAUCCCAGAGAACAUGGAGCCUGGCUCCUCAGUCUAUACCUUCCAGGCAGUAGAUGGAGAUGGGAGUGGCCCCAACAGUGAAUUGCGUUACUCCAUCCUCCAGCGUUGGCCUGACAGUACUGACCUGCUGACUCUUGACCCGCUCACUGGGGUGCUAUCCCUGGAGCGAGGGUUGGACCACGAGGCUACCUCCUCCCUCUACCUAGUGGUGCAGGCCAUGGACUCGGCCCUCAACACCAGCCAGCAGCGCUGGGGUACUGUCACCGCUCGUGUUUUUGUGACUGACGUGAAUGAUAAUGAGCCAGCCUUCACUUCACCCACUGCUGUCAGCGUGAUGGAGGACCAGCCGGUGGGGUUUGUGGUGCUUUACGUCAUAGCCCGUGAUCCGGACAACGGGGAAAAUGGCAGAGUGUCCUACCACAUCCUCACGGGGAAUUCUGGGGGAAAAUUCACCCUGAACUCCAACACUGGUUCCCUGUCCAUCCUGAAGCCACUGGACCGUGAGGAACAAGACACAUACAACCUCACCAUCGUUGCCGAGGAUCAUGGGGCGCCCCGGCACACCGCCACUCAGGUCCUGUCCGUCCAGGUGAUCGACGUCAACGACGAGGCACCCCUCUUCGAGAAGAAUGAGUACCAGGCGCAGAUCCUGGAAAACCAGAACCCAGGGACCACUGUGCUGACGGUAUCCGCCUCUGACCGAGAUCAAGGGUCCAACAGCCGUCUCACCUAUGGGGGCAUUGUUGAGGAGUGUUUCACCAUCGACCCGAAAACCGGCGUCAUAGCUGCCACUAGGGCUUUGGACAGGGAGGUGCAAGAACACUACACAGUGACAGUGUAUGCAAAGGAUGGUGGAAUGCCACCCAACAUUGCCAAGGCAACUGUGACGAUUACAGUCCUGGAUGACAACGACAACAGACCUACCUUCACUGCAUCUCUCUAUAGCCUGGAAGUGCCUGAGAACAUGGAACCUGUGGAGCUCUUUACCUUGAGGGCCACAGAUCAGGACACGGGGGCCAGUGGAGAGGUGGAGUACAGGAUCACAGCUGGAGACCCAGCAGGAGAUUUCCAUCUGGACAGCGCCUCAGGAGUGCUCUCCACAUCCAGGCCUCUGGACCAGGAGGGAAAAGCCAACUAUGUGCUGACUGUGGUUGCCCAGGAUCAUGGGACUCCGUCUCUGCGAGGCACUGCUACCGUGGAGGUGUCUGUCCUGGACAUCAAUGACAACAGUCCAGAGUUUGAGCAGAGCAGCUACACCGUCGAUGUCCCCGAGGACACACCUGUGGGCUCCUUCUUGGUGAAAGUGACCGCCAUUGACAAGGACCAGGGCGACAACAGCAAAGUCCUGUACUUCCUGAGCAAGGAAUCACGCGGCACGUUUCACAUAGACCAGGACACGGGAAGGAUCACCACGGCGGUGCCGCUGGAUCGUGAGAGACUAGCCGCCUACAGCUUCCACGUCUUUGCAGUAGACUCGUCCCCAGCUGACCCCCGCAACGCGACGGCCGAGGUAUUCGUCAGCAUCCUGGACAUCAACGACAACGCUCCCUUCUUUGUCCAGGAUCCGCUCAUCAUCAAUAUCUCCAGCUUUGGCAUCCCCAGUCACCGAGUGGUGGCCACCAUGAGGGCCGAGGACAGGGACUUUGGUGCUAAUGGAUCUGUGUUCUACCGAUUCGCCAGCCUGGCACAAGGCUUCACUAUCAACUCCCUGACGGGGGCUAUCCAGGUGACAGAAAGCCUGCAGUCUCUGACCCAGCGACAGCGCACCCUGAUCGUGGAGGCUAUGGACCAAGGCAACCCAGCACAGUCAUCCCUGGGUGUGGUGAUCAUCUACAUCAAGGAGCAGGAAUACCAGGGAAUUCGCUUCUCUCGCAACACACGAGAUGUCAGCAUCCAGGAGAACGCAGCCAAAGGCACAGCUGUAGUGCAGAUCCAAGCCCAGCAUCCUGACGGCUCCCGCAGGGGCAUCAGCUACAGCCUCUUCAGCGGCAACCGGCACAAGUCAUUUCGUAUCAGUUCCACCACAGGUGAGAUAUUGGUUCAGAGCUCUGCCGGCUUGGACUUUGAGGAGAGCCCCAGGCUCCGCCUAGUGGUGAAGGCUGAAACUGCAUCAUCAAGCACCUUCAUGGCCGUUAACCUGAUCCUGCAGGAUGUUAAUGACAACCUGCCUCGCUUCCAGCUGCAGAAUUACAUUGCAUAUAUUCGGGAGGCUCAGGGAUAUGACUUCCCCAUCAUUCAGGUUGUGGCUGAUGACCUCGAUCAGGGUCAAAAUGGUCAGGUGACCUACUCCAUCAGGUCCUCCUCCAUGAGCAGCCUCUUUAGGAUCAACCCACUAACAGGCAGCAUCACCACUGUUGCCAUCAUGGACAGAGAGAUCUGGUCACAAGCAAAGCUUGUCGUCACGGCGACAGACCGGGGCACUCCCAGGCUGGCAGGUACUGCCACCCUGACCAUCAUCGUCAUGGACGUCAACGACAACAGCCCUACCAUCCCCCUGCCUCGCGAGGUCCGCGUGCCUGAGAACACCAUGAUCGGCACGGAGAUCACGCAGGUGACCGGAAACGAUGUGGAUUCAGGCCCACCCCUAUCCUACACGCUGCAGCUGGACAUCCACUCCCAAGGGAGGUUUGGGAUUCACCGCUAUGGGGGAGGGGUGUCCCUGACAGGCCCGCUGGACUUUGAGGAGCGGACCUGGUACACGCUGACUGUCCGCUCCUCAGAUUCGAGGCACCAGAGCGAGGCCAACAUAACAGUGCUGGUGGAGGAUGUGAAUGAUAACAGCCCCACAUUCACCCAGGAUCUGUACCAGGUAACUUUGCCUGAGUAUUCCGCACCGGGCAGUUCUGUUAUCACGGUAACCGCCACGGACCGAGAUUCUGGGGAGAAUGGAAAGGUCACGUACCGAGUGAUGUCAUCGACCCUGGAUGGUUUUUACAUCGACGCCAGCAAUGGCACUCUGUUUAUCAACCAGAAAGCAGAAUUUGACUCAGAGCAUCCUUCUAUCACUGUGGUGAUCGAGGCCCGAGACGGCGGGAUCCCAUCACUGUCCUCCAUCACCACCGUGCAGAUUCUGGUGACAGAUUUCAAUGACCACCCACCCAUGUUCCACCAGUCAAAGUACAGGGCUUCCGUGUCAGAGGAUAGUCUGCCCGGAGUUACCAUCCUCACCCUGGAGGCAGUGGAUGGAGACUUAUCACGGGAAAACUGCGGCUUCGACUUCACCAUUGCCAGCGGCAACGCAGGGAACACCUUCCAAAUCGAGAGCAGCGUGCGCUUCCUGGAGGGGCGGGGUUUCCAAACUGUGGGCACAUUCAUACUGGCUGAACAGCUGGACUUCGAGUCCCAGCCUUCUUACAACCUCACGGUCGUGGCGUCUGACCGCGGAGUACCACAGCGCAGCUCUAGCGUGGAGGUCAUCAUCACUGUAACCGACGCCAAUGACAAUCCGCCAGCAUUUAGCCGUACGGAGUACAGUGUGGCACUAAGCGAGGGGUCCCCCACUGGAAUGGAGGUCCUGCGCUUGACCGCCACUGACCCGGACUCUCCUGUGAACGCCAAAAUUCAGUACACUAUCAGCUCAGGGAAUGAGAUGGAGCUGUUCUCGGUGGACCAGUGGACAGGAAUCAUGCAGCUUCAGAGACCUUUGGACCGCGAAAGGCAGUCUGCCCAUGUGGUCAUCAUCCAGGCCUCCGAUGGCAAUGGUCACUAUGCCCUGGCUCCCGUCAAUGUAGAAGUGAAAGACAUCAAUGACAACAGACCUUAUUUCCCCCUGAAAAUGUUGACAGUAAGCAUCCGUGAAAACCAGCCACCCAAUGUAAUCGUCACCAUGCUGCAUGCUAUUGACUAUGAUGCUGGUGUCUACGGCCAGUUACAGUACUACAUGUUGGAAAAAUCUGGAGUUGGUAGAGAUGCCUUCACGGUCAACAAGACAUCAGGGGAGGUCCGGACUCGCUUGUCAUUUGACUAUGAGAAAGUCAACUCUUUCAGCUUUGUGGCUCAGGCCACAGAUCCCGGGAACUACUCGGCCACAGUCACCGUGCAGGUUUAUGUGACUGGCGAAGAUGAAUAUGAGCCAGUUUUCACCACAACAGACUUCUCUUUUAAGGUUCCUGAGGGAGCCAGGAAGGGGCAGAGCAUUGGGCAGGUGCAUGCCAGAGAUGAGGACAGUGGUGUAGAUGGCAUUGUGCUGUAUUCCAUCAACGGUUCACCAUACUUCGACAUCAACAAAACAACAGGUAUCAUAUUCCUGAAGAUGGACGGGUCGAGCACUCACACUGUUGGCGGACGCUCUAAGAGGGAGAUUCGGCAGAUGGACCUGGAUGUGAUGGCCCAUAGCCCUUUGGAGACCUCCCGUGUCGCUAUAGCACAGUUGACCAUUGACAUUACCCACACUUCUUUUGGCCUAGUGUCAGAUGUCAACAUGCUGCUUAUAAGCAUUGUGGCUGCUUCCCUGGGGUCCAUUGUUGUCUUAGUCAUCAUUGCCAUCAUCCUCGUCUUUUUGAGGUCAAGACGCCAGAGGAAAAAGGAGGAUGACCAUAACAGAACAGUGGCACCUGGCACUGUCUUGCAGAAGCUUGAUGAAUCGAGGGUGACUGGAGCUGAGAGAAUCUAUCAUCAGACGUUACCGGGAUACACCACUGAUCAGGGUGGGACGGGCGGAGUGCCAUAUCCCCGUGGAGGAUCCCUGGACCCCUCUCACUCCAGUGGGAGGGGCUCUGCUGAGGCAGAAGCAGCAGAAGAUGAUGAGAUCCGGAUGAUCAAUGAGUACCCACGAGUCUCCAGCAUCUCUUCCUCCAUGCAGGAGCACAUUUCUGCUCGGGGGCCUGAUUCUGGAAUCCAGCAGGAUGCCGACCAACUGUCAGAUACCUCUUGUGAGCCAGGGAUGGAGACUGGACAGUGGUUCAAAGGGAAGAAGCUGGGAGCGCUUAGUGGGACUUUGUUGCCUGGACAGCACCCCAUCUAUAGGGAUGAAGGUGGAGGCUACUUGAGUGUGGGAAGAGGGCUAAGUCUUUCACACCCCAAGGACUAUGCUUUUCCUGAAGAUGGGAAGCCAUCCGUAGAUGGGUCUCUCACAGCCAUUGUGGCCAGCGACGAAGAGCUUCGGGGCAGCUACAACUGGGACUAUCUGUUGAACUGGUGCCCCCAGUUCCAGCCCCUGGCCAGUGUCUUCACUGAGAUUGCCCGCUUAAAGGAUGAGAAUGCUCCACCCAGUCACCGUCGACCCUUUCAUCCCAAAGCAAAGACAGACCCUAAACCUAGAAUCGACCCGCCACCCCUCAUUACAUCUGUAGCCCAUCCAGGGGCCAAAUCUGUCCCUCCAAAGCCAGCCAUUGGACGGACGUUCCCACACUUGUUGUCCCUUCGGCGAUCACCCAUCAGCCAUGAUGGCUCCAUUUCUUCAACAGCCAUGUCCCCCAGCUUCUCCCCCUCGCUCUCGCCACUGGCGGCCUGCUCCCCCACCAUCUCCCCGUUUGGAGUGAGUCAGGGUCCCCCGACCUCCAUAAUAAGCACGGCAGAGCACUCUCUGGAGCAGGGUGAGGAGGCAGAGAUGAGGAUUUGACACCGCUGGUCUCAGGACACACUGUGAUACCUUAAUGCUAACAUAGUGUCAUUAUUCCCCUCCUGCCUGGUAUUGUUCUAGGGAGUCUUUAAAAAAGCACCACCUCAGUAUUUCAGUAGUGCUGCUCAGCCUCACUGGCUGGCCAGAGGGUUGAUGGCCUGGAACUGGUUCAGUUGAGCAUAUAUGUGGAUCAAGGUUUUUGGCGUCUCAAUGAAACCGUGUGGUCACCCUUUAUCAGUGAUCUCCUCCCUUCAAAUCCAAGUGGUGUUCAAAGACAUCUGCAACCACCCAGUUUUUGCACAUAUAGGGGGGCCAAGAUUGCUGAGUUAGUGUUAAAAACACUUUGUUUAUAUAUAUUUUUAUACUGAUUUUUGUUAAUGGAAAAUGUCAACUAUUCAUGCCAAGGGGCUGUCAUUUUGUUUGGUUAUACAUGUAUUUCUGUAUGUAAGAAGAGUUUGAAUGCUUGGUUUUGUUAAUGGGACAGUCAUUUAAUGUGUUCGUGAUUCUGAGUAUUUGCAACGUGUGACUGAGUACAUCUUCAUUUUAAUAUAUUUAUAAAAAAAGAGAUAAUGCUCGCUAGAAGAACAGAUACUAAUUCAGUUCUUGGUAUGCUGUAUAAUUUGACAUUUUUUUUCUUGGGGUUCACAGCUGAUGUGAAGGUGUUAGGCAUUACUAAGGCGCUUAGUGCUAAACAAAGGCAUGGGGCUCCCCACGUGGAAUGGAGGCUGGAAAUCUCCCUCAGAGAUGUGGCCUCGGCUUGUCACAAGAGAUUUUGAAGGCCAGGGUAUCAUUGUAUUUAAAGUCGACAUCCUGUAGAACAGUUCAGAAUUCUUGUGCCUGACAUGAGACGUCAACUAACACACCUUCAGCAAAGUGUUUGUGGCAGUUGAUGGCAGCUAUAUACUAAAAUCCCAAAGUAAACGUAUCAUAAAUGCUAAACAUAGUGACUCAGACACAAACACAAUCUUGAUGUACUAGUAAACUGGAAAAGCCUGGCCCUCCUCCAGCAGUUCUUCAUAAAUUCAAACUGAUGCGUUCUCUCAUUAUGUAAAUAGUUGUUUUUUUUCUUUUACAUCCAUCAAGAAUCACUGAGCUGAACAUUAUGGACAAGUGAAGAUUAUGUUUUCAUUGAUCAACCAGGUUAGGUGAGGGGAAUGUUUUGAAGAAUGUAUAUAUUGUUGACGUAGCUCAGUAGUCUAAGGAUAUUUCCCUUGUAUGUUCCCUCAAGUGGACUACGGUCUUGUUUACAUAACUUUGAUGGAUAUUUGCCUUUUUUCCCUAAGUGGGAGGACUAAGAAUUUUUCUAUAAUUCUGAACAUUGUUUUGUAGAAAUGUGUAAUUUAAUAAAGCUUUUUCAAUGACAAGACUAAAGCAGUUGGAGAAAAUAAAGCUGAGCAAAGAAAACAAUAAAUUUAGAAACACAAAAAAAA
Paramormyrops kingsleyae is the source of this 11589-nucleotide messenger RNA. RefSeq names its product protocadherin-16-like. The record is from RefSeq and is a predicted model, not a curated record. Gene Ontology annotation, biological process: cell migration; multicellular organism development; homophilic cell-cell adhesion. Gene Ontology annotation, molecular function: beta-catenin binding; cadherin binding; calcium ion binding. NCBI's taxonomy places the organism in Eukaryota, Metazoa, Chordata, Actinopteri, Osteoglossiformes, Mormyridae. Gene Ontology annotation, cellular component: plasma membrane; catenin complex.